UGUCAAGAGUGUCAAGCCUAUAGCAACGACGCGGACGAGACACGUUCCAACCAUUGUGGACAAACGUAUCAACGAACGGAAUUCUUCAAAUCUUGUGUCGCUGGGCAAUGGUCGUCGUUGGAAACGGGGCUUUAAUCUAUGGUGGUGUUCGUUCACGAGAUUGGCGAGCCUGCAGUGGACGACACUUGAUUCACUUUCAUUGACUUUAGUGACGUCGAUUCGUGGGAGGUGUACUUUUGUCCGGAGUUCAUGAUUUGAGACGUUUAUUUAAAGUUGUUGCGCGUCACGAUUGUGCGAAACGAUGGCUGACAACGAACAGAAAGCGAUACAACUACUGGCCGAGGCCGAGAAGAAACUGAGCUCGAAGGGUUUCUUCGGCUCGCUGUUCAGGGGAUCGUCAAAAGUAGAAGAGGCUGUAGAAUGUUACCAACGCGCUGCAAAUAUGUUCAAGAUGGCAAAGAAAUGGAGUUCGGCUGGCAGUGCUUUCCUCGAAGCAGCCGAGUUGCACCUAAAAGCAGGCAGUCGCCACGACGCCGCCACCAAUUAUGUAGAUGCUGCUAAUUGCUUUAAGAAAUCCAAUAUAAAUGAGGCAAUUAGUUGUCUGCUGAAGGCGAUCGAGAUUUACACCGACAUGGGUCGAUUUACAAUGGCAGCCAAGCAUCAUCAAAGCAUAGCCGAAAUGUACGAAAGCGAGGCGGUAGAUCUCGAGCAAGCUGUUAAUCAUUACGAGCAAGCUGCCGACUACUUCCGUGGAGAAGAAAGCAAUUCCUCCGCCAAUAAGUGUCUUUUGAAAGUUGCACAAUACGCCGCGCAACUUGAAAAUUAUGAUAAGGCUAUACAAAUUUAUGAACAGGUUGCCUCUGCAUCUUUAGAAAGUUCUCUAUUGAAAUACAGUGCAAAGGAUUACUUCUUUCGAGCGGCGUUAUGUCACUUAUGCGUUGAUGCAUUAAAUGCACAACAUGCGAUCGAACGUUAUCAAGAACAAUAUCCUGCAUUCCAAGACUCCAGGGAGUAUAAACUGAUAAAGACACUAAUAGAACACCUCGAGGAACAACACCUCGAAGGUUUUACAGAAGCAGUAAAGGAAUAUGACUCAAUCUCACGAUUGGAUCAGUGGUACACAACAGUAUUAUUACGUAUUAAAAAGCAAGUUAACGAUAAUCCAGACUUACGCUGAUCGGUUGUUCCUCUUUUGUGCUAUUUCCUAUCGAUGAUAUUAUUAAUUCAACCCUGCUUUCAGUGGAAUUUGUAAAGUAGUUUCGUUUUUAUACCCAAAUAUAUUUUUCAUAACAUCUCCUAGCACUCUUGGCAACUAUUACAUGUUCAUCUAUUGAGUUAUCAUAUACGCAUAGAGUAUUGUCAUCAGAGUACGAAGAAUGAACUUUAAAUAUUCUAUGGAACUUAUAUUAGGUCAUUCAAAAUGCCGAUAUACAGGGCAUACGAGUAAACAUAGAAAUAAAUAAUAUUGGAAUCCUGUUGGUAUUCAUACUUAUAAAUAUAUAAAUAGCUUGCCAAUGAGCCCCACAGCUUUGUGUAAUUUUAUUCAGAUCGCGUACAAUCGAAAUGAGUUCUGGAGAUAAAAAAAAACAAAAAAAAAAAACAAACAAUUAAUUUUCAUAAGUUUAACGGUUUCUGUAGAUUGUGGUACAGUUUCAAAUGUACGUUGUAGAACGAAAACUUAUUUGGCCUGUUCUUGUUUUGUAUUCGUGACAUCGUUUAAUAUUGUCACGUUCUUUCUGGACAUUGUAACAAAAUGGUAGAUCGUCGGUUGCUACCUUUAUACUGCCAGAGUAUCGGAAUAAUAAAUAUGGUAAACCCAUUGCUCUUUUCAGAUUAAUUAUACUUUCUGUCGAUAUAAAAUUUUCUUUCCCUUUCGAAAUUCUGCUCCGAAAAACGUAGCGAAUAUGUAAUUUUAAUCUUUAAGUACACAUUCGGCACCAAUCGAUUCUCGUAUAUCGAUGUUUCUUUUACGUUUAUGUAGCAUUUGUAAAGAAGUAUCGAGCACAUUUUCUUUAUGGUUAAACUUAAUUUUCGGAAAGGGUAACGAACGUGAUCAUGAUAUGCAUUUAAGUGUAAAUGUUAUAAUCAGGGCCGGCCAACAAAUCGGGUUGCUUCGAUAACAAAGAAAAACUUAAAAAUUGAUAGAACUUAAUUGAGCGUAGUUUUUCACAGAGAUGGGUAAAUUCUAAUUUUCAUUCGACCAAUAACGAAUAAAAUAUUGUUUAUUCCCCAUUCAUUGUUUGAGAUUUUUAGCUAGACAAGAAUUCUGCCCAUCUUCAAACUUUCCAUAUCAAUUUUUUUACUGAUGAAGUAGAGACUGAGAAAAUUAUUAGCAAACUUUUUUGUUCAAAAACAUUUAAAAUACGUUUCUAAAAAGGCUGUGCCUAAGCUUGACAAUAAUUUGUGUAAUAAUAUCGUUGUUUAAUGAAAUAUUACAUUCGUAUUAAUUUAAAUUUUUAAAAUUACGAUUUCGUUUAUCUUUGAUUCGUAACAUAAGUUACAAAAUGGAGCCUAAAUUAGAAAUACCAUAGAGAUAGAGAGAGAGAGAAAUUUAGCAACUCGAACGCCGGCUCCGAUUAUAAUUGUAUUUUACAUAACUUUGUUCUUCGUUGUAUUUUAUAAAGUACUGUUAUUUAUAUAUUUGUAAUGUUGAAAAAAUUGAUUUUUAUCGAUGUAUAUUUGUAUGUAGAGGUAGCAUGUAUAGUGCAUAUUAGAAAUUAGCGAGGAUUUAAACAUGUAAACGUUAAUUUAUUUCUGAUUAAUUUAACCGAGGAUACAUUUCAAUUUUACCACAGCAUUUUCUAUUCGAAACAAGCUGUAUCGUUUGGAUAUAUUUACUAGACAUGUAUGAAAAGGUAAUAGGAAUAGAAAUAAGAACUUACAUGCACAGGGUGUAACGGAGCGUGAACUGACAUCAGCGUACGAAGUGAAACGCAAUUGUUAAUGCAGAUAAUUUACGCUUCACUUUCUUUAAAAAAAAAGAAAGAAACACGUCAUUGUAAAGAAAUUCGUUGAUCUUUUACUUUCGUCAAAAAGAAAUCGCAGGAUUUAAACGUAUGCGAGAAGUAGCAACUACUACCAUGUAAUCUUCCAUGUAACAAAUUCUUUAUACACAUUUAUGUAUAUACUAGAGGUCAUGAUUUACAACGUGUAUUUAAUACACGGAUAUUAAAAUACACGUGUGCCAAUUCGAAUAAAUCAUUGUUCAAAUAAGGAACAACAGAUGAAAUCUUAUUUUUUGUUUGUCGUACAUUCAAUAUUAUUAGUUAUUCGUGUAUUGGCCCUCUGGUCGAGUGAACAGAAUUUGUUCUAUUGCUGUGCACACGUAGGGAGUAACGAAUGAAAACAAAUGGCUAUAAAUGUUAAGUUGUUUGCUUAACACUAAAACUACCAUCAACAUUAUGUAUACCUACUUCUACCGUAGAAGUAAAAAUAGCUUGUUAUUGAAAAUAACAAGUACGAUGUCACAAUAUUGUAUUUGUAAAGAAAGGAAUGUUGACCGAUACGAGUCACAUGCUUUUAUGAGCAAGCAAGAAUAAUGGAGAAAGGAAACUGCUUUAUGAAAUUAACCGUUUACGUACGUCGAUAAAAGUCAUACAAAAUCUAAAAAAAUAAGAUGUACCGAAAACGGUUAGUUAUCAUUAUAAAUGACAAAAUAAAUAAAUUUAUUCGUUAUUCGAAAUAACUGUUGGCCAACACUGGCAUUCAUGUAUUUUGGAUACGCUUGCAAUGGUGAUCUCUAAUAUAUAGGCACACAUAUGUAUAUGUAUAUUAGUUUCGUAAUUCUAAUUUCUCGACCAAUGGGUAUUAUUCAUUGGUCAAUACCUAUGAUUAAUACCUGCUUCUUCGAUAGCAGUAGUAUGGUCUUAAUAGAGUCGUUAAUUAUCAUCUCCCGAUAAUCACAUUCACAAUUAUGCGUAUAUUAUCGAGAUUGUAUAACCGGGCUAUAAUUUCACACUAUAUUAUACAAUUUAUGAAUGCAUCGAUAGCGGCUACGCUCUUUCGAAACUUUGAUAAUCUGUGAAGUUAAGCUAAUUAAUAUUUAUCGACCAACGUGUACUCUAUACUACUUUUCUCCUAGUGUCGAAAGAAAGUAGCCAUUGCAACAACACACGAUCUAUUGACGUAUCGAUGCGAGCAAAUAUGUACAACGUUCCGUUCCCGUUUAAUGUUGAUCGUAUAAUUCAAAGUUUAUUUCGUUGUAUUUGUUUGUUACUCUGUUUAAAUUUCCGUUCGUAAAAAAGUCGAAGAACAUACGUACCGGAUACUCUGAAAGCGUAUUAUCGUAAUUAAUUUUCGUUGUGCGUGUUAAAGUUUAUUUAUUUAUCUGUAUAUAUAUAUAAGUAUGUUGGUGUAUUGUGUAUAUCGUUUUUUAAUUUACGAUUAAAAUGAAACUACAUUAAAAUCGAUAGAGACGUUUUGUAACGUGGCUUUUACGUUAGCAUACUAGGUAUCUGAAAAUAUUCGUCACAAGCAAUUUUGUACUACGUAUUUUGGGACAUCCUAGAAUAUGUAACACGUUGGCUACUUACAGUAGUAUGUCGAGUUUCAACAAAGUUUACAGCACCCACUUAAAUAGAUUCCCUAAUGGCAAUGUUGAUGUGCUUAAAAAGCUAUUACAACCCCGUUAUUGAUAACAAGGGUAAUACCGUACGCAGCAAAAAAAAAAAGAAAAAAGUAUCUAGACAACUGGUAACCAUUUUAUAAAGCGUCCUACAUAUUAUUCAAUAAAAUUAAUUUAACACUCUACGCAUUUUCGAAACUCUAGCAUAGUAGCGAUAUAGACAAUAUAAUAGAGCUCUACGUUUGUCAGCAAUUUAAUGAAAUUACUCGUUCGAAGCAUGCGUAGUUUUCUUUUUUAUAUAAAACAUAAAUAUGCAAUAACAAUGUAGAAGAAGAGGUACACCGUUUCUCAUGUUCUAUUGCGUGUAGUCGAUCACAUAUAACGAUAGAUUUACUUUGUAAAUAAAGAUAAUUGGAUACGAAUUCUGCAUUGGUGUCUGGAUCAUUGAAUAGAGAUUAUCGAAAUAUUUCGAGUUAAGUCGAUGAACGAUGAAUUUCAGAUAUGAAAGGUUUGUAA
Molecule: messenger RNA, 5080 nt
Organism: Colletes gigas
Lineage: Eukaryota; Metazoa; Arthropoda; Insecta; Hymenoptera; Colletidae
Gene: alphaSnap
Product: alpha-soluble NSF attachment protein
Exons: 6
Coding region: 302-1177 (291 amino acids)
Biological process (GO): intracellular protein transport; SNARE complex disassembly
Cellular component (GO): vacuolar membrane; SNARE complex
Molecular function (GO): soluble NSF attachment protein activity; syntaxin binding
Source: RefSeq, a predicted model, not a curated record